Molecule: messenger RNA, 1997 nt
Organism: Oryzias melastigma (Indian medaka)
Lineage: Eukaryota; Metazoa; Chordata; Actinopteri; Beloniformes; Adrianichthyidae
Gene: smim22
Product: leucine rich repeat containing 2
Exons: 9
Coding region: 3-1130 (375 amino acids)
Molecular function (GO): protein binding
Source: RefSeq, a predicted model, not a curated record
AGAUGGGUCCAGACAGGAAGGUGGACGUCCCGGUUCACGAUCUGUCGCUGAUCCGAGGAAUCUGGGAGGUCCGGGUCCAGAAACACCGACGGAAACAGAGGGAGGAGCAGGAGAGGGUGGAGAACAGCGCCCUCGCCAGGAUCGACCAGCAGUGGCAGUACCGCAUCUACUGCAGGAGCCUGAAGACCAAAGACCUGCAGCUGCUGGGAGCUCCGCCCUGCACAGGACACCCCCAGGAGGAUCCGGCCAUCCCGCCGGAGCAGAAGGACGCCGACAGGUUGACCUUCAGGUUGGAGGGAGAGCGCUGGACGGCCUUCCCCGGCGAGCUGCAGUGGAGGACGUACCUGCAGGAGUGGUGCGUUCAGGGAACCAGGAUCCAGCAGCUGCCGGACUUCCUGGCCCUCUUCACUCAGCUCACUGUGCUGGACAUCCCCAAAAACGCCAUCAGGGAGCUGCCGCCGGACAUUGGCAGACUGAGCGAGCUCCGCCGGCUGAACGCCAGCUACAACCGUCUGAGCGCCGUUCCUGCGGAGCUGGGGGGCUGCCAGAAGCUGCAGAGGCUGGAACUGGCGGGAAACGGCGACCUGUCCGAGCUGCCCUUUGAGCUCAGCAGCCUGAAGCAGUUGCUGCACCUGGACAUCGCGGAGAACCGCUUCGCCUCCAUCCCCAUCUGCGCUCUGAGGAUGACCCGGCUGCAGCUGCUGGACCUGAGCGGCAACGGGCUGACCGACCUGCCGCAGGACAUGGACAGGUUGGAGAACCUCAGCACUCUCUUCAUCCACCGGAACCACCUGUCCUACCUGCCCAUGUGUCUGGCCCACAUCCCCUCCCUGAGGACGGUGGUCGUCAGUGGCGACCGGCUCACCUGCACCCCCACAAAGAUCUGCAGCAACCCAGACAUCAAGUUCAUCCGGCUCUACGACAAACCCAUCAGUGAAGACGGGAGGAGCCGGGGAGAGGAGGGGCGGAGCCGGGGAGAAAAGAGGAGGGGCCGAAGGUGGACUGAGCACAGAGAGGAGCAGAAGGAAAGCAGCGACAAAGAGUUCAUGGAGGCGUACCUGAGCUCGCUGGAGGACAGAGACACCGUCCCCUGCUCCACCACCAAGGUCUCCUUCUCCUGUCGGCUGUGAGGAGGAUGAGGAGGAACAGGAAACGUUCGUCUUCUUCAGUGGAACCAACCUGCGCCUCGAGUUCUACAGGGUUCUAGAUCGGCCCGGUUGACAUCUCAAAGUCUGAAGAUCUCAGCAGCCGAAGCUGCAGAUGCAGACAGCGCCACCUUCAGUCUCAGUCACCGUAGUACGCCUGCAGCUCGUAGACACAGGCGGGUCGAUCCUCUAGGCAAAACGCUGGUAAAAAGUCUGAUCUUUUCUGAUUGCUGAGUUUAUUUUAUGACUUUAACGUACUUUCUACUGCAUCAUUAACCAAUCACGUUCAUGUUUAUGCUCCAGUUAACAGCAGCAGUAAGUAGGAGAAAGGACGACUGAAGUAAACCUAAAGUAUAACAAGAGAAAAUGUCAUUUUUAGGGAUUCAUUUGAUUUACUUGAAUGUUCCUGUUUGAGACAGGAAGUCUUUUAUUUUGAAAGAAACUCAAGUGAGCUUCUGUCUAAAGUAAAAACUUUUGAGAAAAUUCCAAUUUAUCUUAAUAUCUACGUAUUUAUUCACAACCAAUAAAUGUAAUUCAUAGUCAUUAUAAAAAACGACACUAGGAAAACCACAUUUUCCCAAAAGGGUAUUGUAAGUUUUGCGGCUCCUAUUUGAUCAGAACCAAACAGGUCCAAAUGGCUUUUUGACUGGCAAAGGUUGCAGACGUCUGGACUGGAGGGUCAGCAGAACUCGUGUGAUUUAUCUGAAUUAUUUCUGGUGUUUGUAUUAUCAGUUUUAUGACUAACAAUCCAGUUUGAUAGAAACUUGUUUUUGUAACAUUUCUGCUUUAAAUGACUGAAAUAAAUCUUUUCCAAACCCAAAAGACCCUCAGGUUCAAUCAUAAUGAUCAGAU